UCCCUGCCUAUUUCUAUCAGGGCAUUCUCUCCUAGCAGACGCUGCUCUGCACAGACAUCAUCUGGCCUGCCCUCUCCAUAUUAACUCCUUCCAGCCUGCACACAUCACUCUCUAUGCGACCACAGAAGGCAGCAGGCUGCAUCACACAGCCUUCAACCUGCGGAUAGCUUACUUAUACACAGACACCUUGAUGAAGGUCCGUUCCUGAUCGACAUCUCGGAAUUAUCAAUUUGGAUUAUUUUGUCUUUAGUUUCUACUAAUAAGAUUCCCUUUGAGGUUGUUUAAGCAGCAAAUACUAACUGUUGACUGUUUUAUACGUGCUGUGGAUUCUCUUACUAAUGUGUUUGGGCCUCUGGUUCCGCUUCCACAAAGCACAGUAAUAUAGUACAGAGUGUAUUCUCAACUAUUGAGUUAUACUGCUGGCCAGUGACCAGUGCCAAGCAGGGACUCUACAUCCCUAUACCUACUGAACAACACCAAAAUCUCUCCUGGAAAAUGCUGCAAUGAAGGUUGCGGUCAGUGUUACCAUGCACAGGAGCUGCUAUUUCCCUGUUAUCUGCCUCUUACUCUUCACAGCUGCCGAGUGCUUCUCUGGAGACAAUGAUCAUGUGUUGGCAGUACGGGAGAAGAGGAUCGGGAAACCCAGAUUUAUUUACAGUCAUGUGCAAAGCAUUGAAAAGAGCUUAGAUCUAGAAAGACAUACAAUGCUUGAACGUAAUUUUCAUUCUCCAACCCACAUGAAAAUAAGCAAAUAUAUUCAUCCUAUGUUCGUAAAACCAGCUUUUCCUCGAUCAACUCACGACCAACCACUGAAUCUGUUGGCCUCAGAGGAUACAGAUGUUGAAGUCGAAAAUCUAGUUGUUCCACAGUCAAGUGUCAUUUUAGUGAUGUUAAAAAUGGAUGUUAACAAGCUAAAUACAACAUUGCUCCGGAAAUUUCGUCAAGGAGUUGCUGCAGCUCUAGGCCUCAUGCCACAGCAAGUUCACAUCAAUCGUCUAAAUGGAAAGAGGAACUGUGUUGAACUGUUCAUUUCUCCACUAAACAAAAAGAUAGGUGUUCCAAACACUUUGCCCUCCGCAGAGGUUCUACGUUCACUGAAUCUGCAUACCCUGCACCAAAGAUUGUCCCAUUUUGGAAUAACUGAAGUUUCUCCAGAGAAAAAUGUUCUGCAGGGACAACACGAGGCUGAUAAGAUAUGGACCAAAGAAGGAUUUUACACUAUUGUUAUCUUCCUCAGCACGUUUGUGAUCAUCGUCACAUGCCUAAUGGUACUCUACAGAUUAAAAGAAAAGAUCCAGUUUUCAUUGAGUCAGGACAAAAAAAACCAAGAGAUACACCUGUCGCCGCUCUCGGUUCAGCCUACACAGUCUGAGGCAAAGAGCUCGAACAGUAUGGUUCAUCCUGAACAUAUCCCCAAAGCUGUGAAUGUUGUUGUGGACCCACAGUGCCAAGGCACCUUUGAGCUUAAACUUCCAGUGUCUGCAGGACCUUCCCCAUUUAAGAUGAAACCUGUGGGCCUUCAAGAAAGGAGAGGUUCAAAUGUCUCCCUUACGUUGGAUAUGAGUGGUUUAGGAAUGGUGGAGCCUUUCACCGUGGCUCCAACACCAAGAGAGAAAGUAGCCAUUGAAUACCUCCAAACAGCCAGCCGCGUUCUGAGCAGACAGAAGCUCCAUGAUGUAGUGCAAAGCUCCCACUUGCUUCAUACAGAAUUCAUGGAAAUACCAAUGAAUUUCAUGGAUCCCAAAGAAAUUGACAUUCCAAGUCAUGGAACCAAAAACCGUUACAAAACUAUUUUACCAAAUCCAGUAAGCAGAGUGUAUCUGAAACCAAAGAACCCAAGAGAUGCAUUAAGCACCUAUAUAAAUGCUAAUUUUAUCAGGGGCUAUGGUGGCGAAGAGAAGAAGUUUAUUGCUACACAAGGACCAAUGAUUCAUACAGUCAAUGACUUUUGGCAGAUGGUUUGGCAAGAAGAUGUCCCUGUUAUUGUUAUGAUAACCAAACUCAAGGAAAAAAAUGAGAAAUGCGUCCUCUACUGGCCUGAAAAGAGAGGAAUAUAUGGGAAUGUCGAGGUGCUUGUUAAUAGUGUCAGUGAACAAGAGUUCUAUACGAUUCGGAGUCUCACCUUAAAGCAAGGAAGCCAGUCCCGCAUUGUGAAGCAUUACUGGUACACUUCUUGGCCUGACCACAAGACUCCGGACAGUGCUCAGCCUCUCCUUCAACUGAUGCUGGAUGUGGAGGAAGACAGUAAAUCAUUUACGGGAAGGGGCCCAGUGGUAGUACAUUGCAGUGCUGGAAUUGGAAGAACCGGCUGCUUCAUUGCUACAUCCAUUGGCUGUUGUCAGCUGAGGGAAGAAGGAGUUGUGGAUGUAUUAAGCAUUGUCUGCAAGCUAAGAAUGGACAGGGGAGGAAUGGUUCAGACAAGUGAACAGUAUCAGUUUGUACACCAUGCUCUGAGCCUUUAUGAAAGUCGACACUCUACAGAAACAGUUCAGUGAAAGUCUGAGGGUUGAAGUAAUAGAGAUCUUUUAGGUAAUUAUCUGAAUUACCAACCAGCAGUUUCUUGAAGGAGAAAAGUAAGCUUCAUGGGCAAGAUUGUAGCGUGAACUCGUAAGGAAAUGUUCGGGACGUCUGACACAGUUAGAAGGACAAUAGUGUGUCAUUGAAUGUACCUGCACUGCAAGUUUCUGCAGAACGCAAUGGACGGUGUAGAAGACAUACAUGGGAUUUUUGUAUGUAACUGGAAGGUGGAUAUACCUUUGAAAUAGGAUAAUCUACCGCACAGAAUGUAUGUACUCCUGCUCCAGACACAGUGGCUGGGUAUCUAAUGAUUAUUCAGUGUAUAAGAAAUAAACGUUUGCAAACUUUGUGUCUUGUAAAUGGACUGUCAGUUGUCAAUCUGUUAAGUGCUAUUACUUAUUAUGUGGUGAAUUUGUUUCCUGCCCACAUAAGACUAUUGCUGCUAGUGUUCUAAGUACUAUGACUAGUUUAUUUUUAAUGACAUAAUAAUAUUUCUUUGUUUAUAUCUAAACAGUUGAGAAACAGUGAACAUUUUAUAUGGAGAUGUGGUCCUGUCCUAUUAGCAGUUGUGAAUUUCCAGCAGAAUAUAUAUCAGAGCACAAUGUACUUUAACCAGUGGAUAUGUAUUUGCUGUAUACUGUGGGUUGUACUACUGCGCCUCUUCUCCAGAUCUGAAUACAGUGUAUUUGUAAAUCCUGUGAGUAAUGUUACCUGACAACUUUCUAGCAUAUAUUGAAACUGCAAGAAAUAAAACUAUCUGCAGACCAGUCACUUGGUGCCGCAGUGAUUUUGUAAUGCUUUAAUGCAAAGGUUCCCAAGCUCUUUUUAUCUUGAGUCACAUUCACCUUUGAGUGACGGUCGGGAGCCACAUUCUACUAAAAUAAUGGACGAGAGAAGUUCUAAAUGUGGAGGAAACACGACAUGAUGAAAUUGCAAACGUUUGUGGAUUAAAAUUCCAGUGUGGGAUGUAAAACUAGUAUUAGGCUAUGUUCACACUGCAUUUGAUGUAUGUGCCAGGGAUGGUCCCAGUUUAUAUGGGAGAUGUAACCAUAGGGCUACAUUAUACUGUGUGGGAUGUUAUGCAUCAGCACACCUUUUCUUGUUUACUUUGUUGGAAGGUGCAUUAGUCUAAUCAAGUGAUUUACAGUUUGUUUGUUUUGUUUUGUGCUGCCUGAUUAAAGCUUUAAUGUACAAUAAAACACAGUGUGCACAUAGCCUUAUACUAUACAAAGUAAUAGGAUAUGUUUGCAAUAAUGUCAGGUACCGGCACAUUGACUCAUGACUCUCCUGUAGUGAGCUAGACAGCAGGGGUCAUGUGUACUGUGUGGCUCCCGAGCUACUGGUUGGGAACCACUGCUUUAAUGUAUAAUACACAGAUCCAUCUAUUAUUAGUAAUCUUCACCUUGUGGCUCUUUGUCUACAAAUGUUGUGCUCAUCAUGCAC
Hyla sarda is the source of this 3960-nucleotide messenger RNA. It is a transcript of the gene PTPRR, whose product is annotated as protein tyrosine phosphatase receptor type R. Gene Ontology annotation, molecular function: protein tyrosine phosphatase activity. Gene Ontology annotation, biological process: protein dephosphorylation. NCBI's taxonomy places the organism in Eukaryota, Metazoa, Chordata, Amphibia, Anura, Hylidae. The transcript has 15 exons. Bases 504 to 2495 code for a protein of 663 amino acids. The record is from RefSeq and is a predicted model, not a curated record.